Zea mays is the source of this 1887-nucleotide messenger RNA. RefSeq lists its product as uncharacterized. Gene Ontology annotation, biological process: carbohydrate metabolic process. The record is from RefSeq and is a predicted model, not a curated record. Gene Ontology annotation, molecular function: beta-glucosidase activity. NCBI's taxonomy places the organism in Eukaryota, Viridiplantae, Streptophyta, Magnoliopsida, Poales, Poaceae. The transcript has 11 exons. The coding region runs from base 118 to 1734 and encodes 538 amino acids.
CGUGUGACGUGCGUUGCGGCAGCGCACUUAUAUUAGCCUGGUCAGUACACCCACCGUAGCCUCACACUUCGCUGGGGAGACGAAGCUGCUAGCCGAUCAGGGGAGAAUUCUUUUGUAAUGGAGCUGCUGCGACCACGCGGCGAUGGUUGUUGCCCGCGCGUGCUCUCGGUUUCUCUGCUGCUCCUCGCCGCCCUGCUGUGGAAGCACGUCUCUGCGGCGGCGAUUACCAGGGGUGAUUUCCCGGAGGGGUUCGUCUUCGGCGCCGGCGCAUCGGCUUACCAGAUCGAAGGCGCAUGGGCAGAGGACGGGAAGAAGCCCAGCAUCUGGGACACAUACACGCACAGUGGAUAUUCGAUUGACCGUGAUACUGGAGAUGUGGCUGCGGACCAGUAUCACCAUUACAAGGAAGAUGUGAAGCUAAUGCAUGACAUGGGCUUGGACGCGUACAGGUUCUCGAUUGCCUGGUCAAGGCUUAUUCCAGAUGGGCGUGGAGCUGUGAACCCAAAGGGGUUGGAGUACUACAACAGCCUCAUAGAUGAGCUCCUCAGAUAUGGAAUACAGCCGCACGUGACCAUCUAUCACUUCGACCUUCCCCAGGCUCUCCAGGAUGAAUACAACGGCCUGCUCAGUCCGAGAAUCAUCGAUGAUUUUACCGCUUACGCAGACGUGUGCUUCCGGAGCUUCGGCGACAGGGUGAAGCACUGGAUCACGGUGAACGAGCCCAACAUCGAGCCCAUCGGCGGCUACGACCAAGGCUACCUCCCGCCGCGCCGCUGCUCCUACCCGUUUGGACUGGGCGUCACCUGCACCCACGGCAACUCCACGACGGAGCCGUACGCCGUCGCCCACCACCUCCUGCUCGCGCAUGCGUCGGCUGUGUCCCUCUACAGACGCAAGUACCAGGGCGAGCAAGGAGGACGGAUUGGACUGACGUUGCUGGCCUGGUGGUAUGAGCCAGCGACGCAGAAGCCCGAGGAUGUAGAAGCAGCUGCCAGAGCAAAUGACUUCUCGCUUGGAUGGUUCAUGCAUCCCCUGGUGUACGGCGACUAUCCGCCCGUGAUGAAGAGGAACGUGGGGGCAAGGCUGCCGUCGCUGACGGCCCGAGACUCGGCCAUGGUGCGCGGCUCGCUCGAUUUCGUUGGGAUCAACCAGUACGGCGCGAUCCUGGUCGAAGCAGACCUGGGCCAGCUCGAUCGGGACCUCAGAGACUACUACGGCGACAUGGCUACCAACUUCGUCACGGUACCGUUUGAGAGCACAGUAACGAGGAACCAGCAGGUGCCUCGACUUGGGCUGCGGAACCAUGAGGCGCCGUGGGCUCUGAGCAAAUUGCUGGAACACCUGCAGACGCACUACGGGAACCCUCCGGUGAUGAUCCACGAGAACGGAGCUGGGCACGAGCCCGACCCGUCCGGCGGGUUCCUGUACGACGACGAGUUCAGGGCCCAUUUCCUGCGGGUCUACGUCGAGGCGGCGCUCGCUUCCGUCCGGAACGGCUCCGACCUGCGCGGCUACUUCGUCUGGUCCUUCAUGGACGUGUUCGAGUUUCUCUUCUCCUACAGGUUCCGCUUCGGUCUCUACGGCGUGGACUUCGCCGCCGACAACCGGACGAGGUACGCUCGGCGCUCCGCGCGAUGGUACGCCGGCUUCCUCCGCGGCGGCGGCGGCGACCUCACGCCCGCCGCCGCCGCCUCUGUUUCAACGCGGACACACGGCUCCACCUAUUCGGAGUGAAAAUCAGCCGCACGUGUCUGUGUUAUAGAUUCAUCGCGAGUGAACAAGUACAUGAUGGAUGUUCUUCACCCUCAUCCAUGUCUGUCGUAUGCGGCAUUUUCCCGUCAGUUGUGUAUUUGUUUGCAUUUGAGGAAUAAAUUCAGUUCUGUAGUA